Messenger RNA from Paraglomus occultum, 345 nucleotides. Lineage: Eukaryota; Fungi; Glomeromycota; Glomeromycetes; Paraglomerales; Paraglomeraceae. The record is from the annotation of a GenBank genome assembly.
AUGAGCCAUCGUGAAGCGAUAGAAAUUGUCGAAGAACUCUGUGAAGAAAUUAAACGUCGUGAUGCUUUGGCGCAGAAGCAAGUUAUGUCUGUCGUGAAUGCCGAGCAUCAAAGUGAUAGGAGAAAUUCCACGGCUGCUAGCGAAGUUGAUCAAUUGGAAAUUGUUCAGAAACUUUGCAAGGAAGUCGAACAGCUCAAGAGAAAGACCAUGGAAGUGAUGUUAGAAAGGGAGAAGGACCACAAACAUGACGUAAUGACCAAGCCAGAGAACGAGAUAGAAUUUCUAAAGUCGGAACUGAAACGUACCAUUGAAGAAAGAGACGCGGCAUUUGAAUGGAAAGAAUGA